GAACCUCAAUUAUCUCUAAAAGAUAUAUACUUACUCGUCAAUUUUUGAAAGUUUUUCAUAUUGACUUUUUUGGUAAAUAGCAACACCAGUUUGUUUCAGUUCUGUUAAAGAGAGUGCAAUUUCCUUCUGCUUUCCUACAAUAACUGCAGGAAUUUCUCGACCGUAAAUGUUAACAAAUUUGUCAUCCUUUCUUGUAGCUUACCCAAAUUCAUCUUCGUCCAUAUUUAUUUGUUGCUGAACAAACACGAAGAUGAUUUUUAUUCAGAACCGGUUUUGAAAAGAUUUUAUUAAAUUAAGUAGUAGUAUUUUAAUUGGUAAAUAACCAACGUUGACCACUUUUUAGGUUAUGUGAUUAUUAGAAAGGGCAUAAUGGAAGUUAUGGGCACAGGAACAGGUUAUGGGUGUGAAAACAUGACAAGACAAAAAAGCGGUAAAUUCAAACGAAAUGCAUUGUUUAUUUUAUUUCUAAAUAAAAGUUUAAAAAUCUGUUUCUACAAAUAAUAACAGUCUGUUUAUUAAAAUUAUUUACUUAAAAUGUUUCCAACCCAACUCAUCAUGCAAAUUAUUCAAUAGUAUAUAUUACAUACUGAGGUGGGAAGUGAUUCAUUACCAAGGUGAAAUUUGAUGACCGCGGCGCUAAGCCGAGUUACGAUGAAGCAACGACCACUAAGGUUCGUAUACUAUUUUAUUCACAAUCAUCCUCCUUAAAGAACAGAAAGCCAACAAAGAAUUUAUCAAAUUUUCAAAAACAUGACAUGGCAAUUCAGGCUGGGAAGUGGCCAUUCCCAACCUGAAUCAUAUCACAUAUGAACUAAUAAGGAAGUGACAACUUCCCAACAUGAACCUGAUAUUUCAUAUCAAUUUAUUAAAUGAAGUUGAAAUGUCAUACUUUCCAACUUUUUCACAUACAAGUUAAAAUAUAAUUAACGUUGCAGGGAAUACUGCUUUCAGAAGAACAUAUUUAUUGUUAUUACUACAAAAUACACUAAAAGCAAACAAGUAUAGUUUUUAAACACCUAUAGUACCUGAAAUAUCACACACUUAAUGGUAGUGAUAAUGAUAACACUGUAUUAGUAAAAAUUUCGUACAUAAUGUUUGCAAAAAUUUUUCUUCUCCUAUUUUUGCUCAAAGGAUUUUCCGAAGCACAAGAAUGUUUAAGUAGAGAUUAUGACCAUGGUGGUACUGUAUGUGUUUGUAACGCGACCCACUGCGAUACAAUUCCAAAACCCGAGAAAGUAGAACCACCUGAGCUUCUGGUCUAUACUUCCAAUAAAGCUGGUUUAAGGUUUCAUCUUGAAAAGAAAAAAUUUGAACCGUCGUAUCUUCUGGAUAAUCAGAUUAUAAUCAACCCUGAAAAAAAGUACCAAACAAUUCUGGGUUGGGGUGGUGCUUUUACUGAUGCAACUGGAAUAAAUAUCGCUUCCUUAGAAGAAGAUGUUCAAAGGAAGCUUCUAGAAUCUUAUUUUUCUAAAAACGGUAUUGAGUAUAGUUUGUGUAGAGUACCGAUUGGUGGCACCGACUUUUCGGUCCGUGCUUACUCGUACGACGAUGGUGAAGAAGACAAAAACUUAACCAACUUUAAAUUAGCUGAAGAAGACCAUCAGUAUAAAAUUCCAUAUAUUAGAAAAGCAUUAAAUUUGACUGAAAAUAAUUUAAAAUUGUUUGCUUCUGCUUGGACUGCACCAAAAUGGAUGAAAACCAAUGAGGAAUAUACUGGUUUUGGAUUUCUUAAAGAUGAAAUGUUUCAAACUUGGGCUAACUAUUUUGUUAAAUUUUUGGACAACUAUCAAGAACAAGGAGUAGAAUUUUGGGGUAUAACAACAGGAAAUGAACCUAGUUUAGCUCUAGUGCCUUUGAAUCAAAUCAAUAACGUUGGUUGGGAUGCCACAGAGAUGGGUAAAUGGAUACUAAACAAUUUAGGACCAACAAUCAGAAAUUCAACACAUUCAAAUAUCAAAAUAAUGAUUUUGGAUGACCAAAGAUUAUUCCUUCCAUGGUUUGUAGACUUGGCUCUUAAAGACAACACCACUCGGAAUUACGUAGACGGGGUUGCAAUACAUUGGUAUUUAAACAAUAUCGUUCCUAUUACAGUUGUAAAUGAAACACAUUCGCAAUUUCCGGAAAAAUUCAUUUUAGCUACUGAAGCUUGCAAUGGACCUCUCCUAGGUGUAGGACCUGUAGUUUUAGGAUCUUGGGACAGAGGAGAAUAUUACUCAGUCGACAUAAUUGAGGACCUGCUGAAUUGGGUCGAAGGUUGGGUUGACUGGAAUAUGGUACUCGAUUUGACAGGUGGACCAACCUAUAUCAACAAUAACGUUGACUCACCCAUAAUUGUAAACGCGACAGCUGGGGAAUUUUAUAAACAACCCAUGUACUACCAUCUGGGGCACUUUUCAAAAUUUUUGCCACGGGAUUCAGUAAGAAUUGAUGUAAAUAAUACUAGAGAAGAAAAUGUCUUGGUGGUGGCGUUUCAAAGGCCAGAUAGUGCUACUGCUGUGAUAAUUUUAAACAGAAAUGAAAACGUGGUAUCUGUGAGUGUUGUUGAUCCUUAUAAGGGCACAGCACAAUUAGAAAUUAGUGAAAAAUCAAUUACAACUCUGCUGUACUGGUAAACAAUUUUGAAAUUAAAUAUUUGCAAAUGUACUUAAA
This is a messenger RNA of Tribolium madens (black flour beetle), 2649 nucleotides long. RefSeq names its product lysosomal acid glucosylceramidase-like. Gene Ontology annotation, biological process: glucosylceramide catabolic process. The coding region runs from base 1092 to 2612 and encodes 506 amino acids. Gene Ontology annotation, molecular function: glucosylceramidase activity. The record is from RefSeq and is a predicted model, not a curated record. NCBI's taxonomy places the organism in Eukaryota, Metazoa, Arthropoda, Insecta, Coleoptera, Tenebrionidae. The transcript is spliced from 10 exons.